UUAACUAACCAUGUAACAAACGUAUUGCUUAAGGUUGCAUUGAUGAAAGUUGUAUUGGUCUCAUAAUUAAGGGAUCUUGUGAUCGGUUUCUCCGGUAGGAUUAUCCCCAGAGCCACCGUAGGUGCCGGUGAUAGAACCGGUCGAUUUAUUCACAACGAUAAAGGCUAAGUCUGCAAUAUUGUAAGUCGUUUUUCUCUUCCCUGUUCAAUUUUUUUAUGUGUUGCAAUUGCAAGUGAUACAUGAGUUCAGUUAACGAUAGAAGUAUGUCAUUUCCCUAAUCCCUGAUUACAAUAAUCUAGUGUUAGGGUUCAAUGUCAACCAUUUGAAUUCCAAAAAAUCAUCGAUUUCAGUUAGUACACUACAUAUCAGUAGGAAGGGGAUGAUGGAGUAACAAUGGCCAAUUGGCCAUUGACAUUGCCUUUGCCUUUGCCCUAGAUAGACAACUAGCACCUUGUCAUUUCACCUAGUUAAAAACUCAAAAACCUUAAACCCCAAUUCAUUUACGUAAAUGCCACUGUAGAAACAAACAAGCUAUCCAUGUGGCAGCCUUAGAAGAGCCAUAUCACAAUUAUUUGAGAGAGAUAGAUUUGGUAAAUAUCAAGAGGAUGAAGUUAAGAUCAGAAGAAACAAACAAGAGGUUGAUGUUUUUAGCAUCUCAAACCUUUCUUGUCUCUUCUUUUGUUAAUUCUAUUGGCUGUUUGCAUGUUACCUUUAGAAUCGUUCGUUUAUACUUCAUACUGUUACCCUGCUAUGUGACAUUCUUUGAAUCUUUUCGUUCAUCACGUAUGAUCAUUAUCUUAAGACAUCGGUUUUGUCGAUUCUGAAAGAACUUUAUGAACUAAUGAAAUCACCAUAAUAAUCAAUGGUCCAAUUACCACAAGAGUUUUGUAGCAACUAGUCUGAUUGCUUCCAUUAGAUAUGGCUCACUGGGCCCUACUAAACGCCUUAUGGGACAAACUAUGUAAGAAUACAUCGACUUGAAUUUUAUACAAUUAUUAAUAUGACUACGUAACUUGUCUUGUAAAUUGCUCCAAUUGUCUCUUCUGUGAUGCAACUUGCAAGUUUCACUAAAUUGAUUAGUGGGAUUACCUAUACCAUGUUAAGUACAUGUAAUGGGGUGAUGAUAUCAAAGCUUCUCUUUGUCUAUGGGCUUUGAUCUUAGUUUUGAGGUUGAUAUAAUAUAUGACUUGAACUUAUAGUUGAAUAUCUAAAAUUUCCCAUGAUAAUAACAAGAAAAAGGGUGGUUGAUAUAAUAAUUGAAUGCUAUAAAUAUGUUGUAAUAGUUAUUAACACAAAUGAAAUCUUGAUUUCGAAUAUGCCAAUAAAUAAGAAAAAAAAUAUAUAUUAAACAAAGAGAACUCAAUAUUUAAACAAAAGCAUGAUAGAGGAAGCUAUAGGUACUAUAAUAGAAUAUACAUACUCUGGCUAGGUCAAACUAUAUAUUACAAAUGAAUAUUAUAAAGAUUGAAUACUUUAUUCUUUCCUCCUCGAAUGAAAGAUAACGCUCCAAAUGGUUUUAUCUAGGAGCCAAAAACUGAAAGUUGAUAAAUUAAUAUUUAAAAUAAAAAAGAGUUGUGACCCUUUCAGUAGUUUGACAAGAUCUUCUCUUUCUAGUUUCUAUGCCUAUAUAUAAAUGCAUCAAAAUCCAGAUAUAAUAUGUAUCAGAAACUAAUAUAGCUUCCAAAAUCCAAACCGAAAAAACACAUUAUCAUGGCUAGAAAGAGAAAAGUGUCAAAUGAUCAAGACUCUGAUCAUCUUGAAGAAAACAUAGCAUGGGAGGAUGAGAGGGUUAAAGAACCACCAGCUGUGGCGGCAUUUGGCGGAAUCCGGCGAGCUCGGAAGCGGUUUGUGGGUGUUCGACAGCGGCCCUCUGGCAGAUGGGUGGCAGAAAUUAAGGACACGAUACAAAAGAUUAGAGUCUGGUUAGGCACUUUUGACACAGCUGAAGAAGCAGCUAGAGCAUAUGAUGAAGCUGCUUGUUUGUUAAGAGGAGCCAACACUCGCACAAACUUCUGGCCUUCUUCUCAGUCAACUUUGACCACACCUGCCCUUCCUUCAAAAAUCACAAACCUUCUUCUUCAUAGACUCAAAGCCAGAAAUAAUUCUUUAGCACUUGCUGCAAGUGCUUCAUCUCAAAACGUUUGCCAUGUUUCUAUUAAUCAUCAUGAUGAGAAGAAGCAAGAGGAAUUUAGAGAUGAUGUAGUUGAGUUUUCAGAUACAAUCUUUACUGAUUUUCUCAAUGACACGGAUGAGUAUAUUCCUGAAACCAAUGAUGAAAAUCAUGUUAAAGAUGAUUUUGGUAUGUUGAUGGAAUCUGAUAAUAAUUUGGAAGCUCAGUGUUCAAACGGUGAUGUAAACAAUGGAGGUGGGGUUGAAGAAGAAGAAGAAGAAGAUGAUGAUGAUGAAGGGAGUAGUGAAUCAGGAGUGAUUGAUUUUGGUUUCAUUGAUGAACUUGGAUCAACUUGUAACUUUUCUCCAUUUGAGAUAGCUCAAGAGAUAGCAUCAGAGGUGUACAAUGAAGAAGGAGAAGAGCCAUUAACAAUAUCUGAAGCGAUGAAGAGGAUGAAAUAUGAACGCAAGUACUCGGCUUCUCUUUAUGCUUUCAAUGGCAUACCAGAGUGUUUGAAGUUAAAGCUUGGUUUUGGAGGAGGUGUAAAUGUAAAAUCUAGAGGAAGAUCCAAAAUGCAAAGAACUGUUCUUCAUAAGAAAGCAGAAGAAGAAGAAGAAUCAAAGAAAGAUGUUGCAGAAGACUCAACAACAGUUUCUUCUGCAACAAACACUAUCGAUGGAGAGUUGUCGCUAUGGAGCUCUCUUGAUCUCCCAACCAUAUGUUAUGUUAAUUAGCUCAAACCUGUUAUAUAGUUUUAGUUUUGUCUAGUUCAUCAAACUCACUCAAUGUCUUUUACUUUUUUGAAAAGAAAUGAAAAAAAGUACAUUGUCCUAAUUCCCAAUUCUUUUUUUUUUUUAACAAAUACAAGCAAUAAAGUUUUACUUAAUAAAUGCGACACUAAGGUUACACAUUACUCUUAUUAUAAUAAACCAAAACAAGCUAUUUGAUGGUUUUAUAUAAGUAAACAAGUUAACAAAAGAUAAAUACGGGCUCACAAAAUUCGCCUAUAAAUAGAAGCCUAGAGAUUUUUAUAUACAAUACAGCCUAGCUUUUCUUCACAAAAGAUGAUAUCCCGGAGAAAGCCAUUCAUAUUUUUUUUCAGGCUAUGUCUUGUUUUAGAGAACACGAAGCUGAGCAAGAAACGCAGCACAAAGUUCCAAAAACAGAAA
Molecule: messenger RNA, 3279 nt
Organism: Lactuca sativa (garden lettuce)
Lineage: Eukaryota; Viridiplantae; Streptophyta; Magnoliopsida; Asterales; Asteraceae
Biological process (GO): regulation of DNA-templated transcription
Molecular function (GO): DNA-binding transcription factor activity; DNA binding
Source: RefSeq, a predicted model, not a curated record